Molecule: messenger RNA, 3129 nt
Organism: Rhinopithecus roxellana (golden snub-nosed monkey)
Lineage: Eukaryota; Metazoa; Chordata; Mammalia; Primates; Cercopithecidae
Product: sterile alpha motif domain-containing protein 11-like
Biological process (GO): positive regulation of transcription by RNA polymerase II
Molecular function (GO): protein binding; DNA-binding transcription activator activity, RNA polymerase II-specific; RNA polymerase II cis-regulatory region sequence-specific DNA binding
Source: RefSeq, a predicted model, not a curated record
CGGCGCGGAGGCGGCGGCUGCAGGCGCCGGGGCGCAGUAGCGGACGGGGUGGGCGCGCGGCCAGGCGCCUCCCCGGUCCCCGCGACCCAACUCCAGCCCGGGCCGGGAUAAGUUGCUGCCGCCGGCGGAGAGCGGGGCUGCGAAGCCACCAGGGCGCCAUGCCGGCCGUCAAGAAGGAGUUCCCGGGCCGCGAGGACCUGGCCCUGGCUCUGGCCACGUUCCACCCGACCCUGGCCGCGCUGCCGCUGCCGCCGCUGCCGGGCUACCUGGCGCCACUGCCCGCGGCGGCGGCCCUCCCCCCGGCCGCCUCUUUGCCCGCCUCGGCCGCCGGCUACGAGGCUCUGCUGGCCCCGCCGCUCCGCCCCCCGCGCGCCUACCUCAGCCUGCACGAGGCCGCCCCGCACUUGCACCUGCCCAGGGACCCGCUGGCCCUCGAGCGCUUCUCGGCCACCGCGGCCGCGGCCCCGGAUUUCCAGCCGCUGCUGGACAACGGCGAGCCGUGCAUCGAGGUGGAGUGCGGCGCCAACCGCGCGCUGCUCUACGUGCGCAAACUCUGCCAGGGCAGCAAGGGCCCGUCCAUCCGCCACCGCGGCGAGUGGCUCACGCCCAACGAGUUCCAGUUCGUCAGCGGCCGCGAGACGGCCAAGGACUGGAAGCGCAGCAUCCGCCACAAAGGGAAGAGUCUGAAGACGCUUAUGUCCAAGGGGAUCCUGCAGGUGCAUCCUCCGAUCUGCGACUGCCCGGGCUGCCGAAUAUCCUCCCCGGUGAACCGGGGGCGGCUGGCAGACAAGAGGACAGUCGCUCUGCCUGCUGCCCGGAGCCUGAAGAAGGAGCGGACUCCCAGCUUCUCUGCCAGCGAUGGUGACAGCGACGGGAGUGGUCCCACCUGUGGGCGGCGGCCAGGCUUGAAGCAGGAGAAUGGCCCUCACAUCCGUAUCAUGAAGAGAAGAGUCCACACCCACUGGGACCUGAACAUCUCGUUCCGAGAGACGUCCUGCAGCCAGGACAGCAACCUUCCCACCCUCAUAUCCAGCAUCCACCGCAGCCGCCACCUCGUGAUGCCUGAGCAUCAGAGCCGCUGUGAAUUCCAGAGAGGCAGCCUGGAGAUUGGCCUGGGACCUGCAGGUGACCUCUUGGGCAAGAGGCUGGGCCGCUCCCCCCAUAUCAGCAGCGACUGCUCUUCGGAGAAGAGGGCACGAAGCGAAUCCCCCCAAGAAGCACUGCUGCUGCCGCCAGAGCUGGGGCCCAGCAUGGCCCCGGAGGACCACUACCGUCGGCUCAUGUCGGCGCUGAGCGAGGCCAGCACCUUUGAGGACCCUCAGCGCCUCUACCACCUGGGCCUCCCCAGCCACGAUCUCCUGAGGGUCCGGCAGGAGGUGGCAGCUUCAGCUCUGAGGGGCCCCGGUGGCCUGGAAGCCCACCUGCCCUCCUCCACGGCAGGUCAGCGUCGGAAGCAGGGCCUGGCUCAGCACCGGGAGGGCGCCGCCCCAGCUGUCGCCCCGUCCUUCUCGGAGAGGGAGCUGCCGCAGCCGCCCCCCUUGCUGUCGCCCCAGAAUGCUCCUCACAUCGCCCUGGGCCCCCACCUCAGGCCCCCCUUCCUGGGGGUGCCCUCGGCUCUGUGCCAGACCCCAGGCUACGGCUUCCUGCCCCCAGCCCAGGCGGAGAUGUUCGCCCGGCAGCAGGAGCUCCUGCGGAAGCAAAACCUGGCCCGGCUGGAGCUGCCCGCCGACCUCCUGCGGCAGAAGGAGCUGGAGGGCGCGCGCCCACAGCUGCUGGCGCCCGAGGCCGCCCUGCGCCCCAACGACGGCGCCGAGGAGCUGCAGCGGCGCGGGGCCCUGCUGGUGCUGAACCACGGCGCGGCGCCAUUGCUGGCCCUGCCCCCCCCAGGGCCCCCGGGCUCCGGACCCCCCACCCCGUCCCGGGACUCUGCCCGGCGAGCCCCCCGGAAAGGGGGUCCCGGCUCUGCCUGCCGGCCCAGCGAGUCCAAAGAGAUGACGGGGGCUAGGCUCUGGGCACAAGAUGGUUCGGAGGACGAGCCCCCCAAAGACUCGGACGGAGAGGACCCCGAGGCUGCAGCUGCUGGGUGCCGGGGGCCCACUCCGGGCCAAGCUCCAGCUGGAGGGGCCGGCGCCGAGGGGAAGGGGCUUUUCUCAGGGUCCACACUGCCCCCUCCGCUGCCCCUGGGCUUCCCCUAUGCCGUCAGCCCCUACUUUCACACAGGUGGGCGCGCCGUAGGGGGACUCUCCGUGGAUGGGAGAGGCCCAGCCCCCGAGGACGUCAGCAAAUGGACCGUGGAUGAUGUCCUGCACUUCGUGGGGGGCCUGUCUGGCUGCGGAGAGUACACUCGGGUCUUCAGGGAGCAGGGGAUCGACGGGGAGACCCUGCCACUGCUGACGGAGGAGCACCUGCUGAGCACUAUGGGGCUGAAGCUGGGGCCCGCCCUUAAGUAUCCGGGCCCAGGUGAGGCCAUCUCUCUGCAGGUGGCCAGGCGCCUGGGCCGAGUCUUCUACAUGGCCAGCUUCCCUGUGGCUCUGCCACUGCAGCCACCAACCCUGCGGGCCCCGGAGCGAGAACUUGGCACAGGAGAGCAGCCCUUGUCCCCCAAGACGGCAUCCCCGUAUGGAGGGGGCCACACCCUUGCUGGUCGAGCUUCACCCAAGCAGGAGAAUGGGACUUUGGCUCUACUUCCAGGGGCUCCUGACCCUUCCCAGCCUCUGUGUUGAGGUGGCCGAGGGUACGGGGUGGGGCCACACAAAUCUGCAGGAGCCACCACUCAGUACAAUGGCCCUGCCUCCCACAGCUUUAUUUCUUUUGGUUUUGGAUGCAAAACAAAAAAUUUUGAAGGAAAAUGUGACUUCAAAGAAAAGGAAGCAAUUUCCAAAGACUUGGGGGAGUAACUGUAGAGCCUGGUGCGGACGAGGUGUGCAGAUGGAGGGCAGAGGUGGUGGAAGGGGCCAGGGGUCUGCAGGCCUCCCCCUGGAACCAGGAUUGGUCUAGUCUCCUGACAGCAGGGUCAUCUCCCCUGCGGAGCUGACUUCAGUCCAGAGCUGUGGGGCUUCAGCAGCCACGCCAGCCCAGCGCAGCUCUCAGUACGUUUGGUCUUCCAUGCUGAAAAAUAAAUAGAGCCUG